Mesitornis unicolor (brown roatelo) is the source of this 942-nucleotide messenger RNA. It is a transcript of the gene APOBEC4, whose product is annotated as apolipoprotein B mRNA editing enzyme, catalytic polypeptide-like 4 (putative). The record is from RefSeq and is a predicted model, not a curated record. NCBI's taxonomy places the organism in Eukaryota, Metazoa, Chordata, Aves, Mesitornithiformes, Mesitornithidae.
AUGAAUCCAGGAGAGAAAACCAUUUUCCAAGAGUAUCUGACAAAUCAGGGGACUGUGGUAAAGCCCUAUUGCUGGCUAAGACAGAACCACAGCUGUGCUAAAUGCCCCUACCACAUACGGACUGGUGAAGCAGCGAGAGUCCCUUACGUGGAAUUUUACAGGGUCUUUGGCUUCCCACGUAAAUCAGCAGAGACUGCCCGAAAUGAACGCCUUCUCUUCUAUGAACUGAGGGGUUUCUCAGGCACAGUAGUUCAAAAAGGCCAUGCUACAAACUGUGCUGAGCAAGACAACCAUCCAGAAUCUCUGCUGUUUGAGGCGGGUGGUUAUCUGGAGGCAGUUACAGCUGCCUAUGAAAACAUCCAAUGCAUCAUCCUCUACUCAAAUUACUCGCCUUGUAACGAGGCUUACCACUGCUGCAUAAGUAAAAUCUACAACUUCUUGAUGAAGUAUCCAGAAAUCAUGCUCUGCAUCUAUUUCUCUCAGCUUUAUCAUACCAAGGACAGUUUCCCCACGGCCGUGUGGAAUCGUGAAGCUUUGCAAAGCCUCUCCAGCCUGUGGCCUCGGGUGACUCUGCAGAGACUGCCUGGGGGGGCAUGGCAUUACCUCCUCUGCAAUUUUGUGUAUGGCACCCCAGGGUCAACCCUUCAUCACCCAACUCCGCCGCCAAGAGCCUUAGCCAAUGAACAAGAUCCAUGUCAAAUUAGCAACUUCACGGGAAUGAAACUUUAUUUUAGCCUUGCAGCGGAGAAGAACUUAAAGGCCUUUUCUUCUCCCAGCCUGGCCUCCCAGCAGCCUUUCCAAGCAAUGAAAGGCAGUCUGCUGCCUCCAGUGUCUCAGAGAUGCCAGGUGCCUUUCCCAGGCAUGAUUCUGCCCUCACAGAGCGAACAUCUAUACCCCAGACCUAAAAAUACUGUAAGGCAUUUAAUGAUGCCAAAAGAAUAA